This is a messenger RNA of Morone saxatilis (striped sea-bass), 6840 nucleotides long. RefSeq names its product zinc finger protein 318 (gene znf318). Lineage: Eukaryota; Metazoa; Chordata; Actinopteri; Moronidae. The transcript is spliced from 9 exons. Gene Ontology annotation, molecular function: nucleic acid binding; zinc ion binding. Gene Ontology annotation, cellular component: nucleoplasm. Gene Ontology annotation, biological process: negative regulation of DNA-templated transcription; positive regulation of DNA-templated transcription. The annotation marks the transcript as partial. The record is from RefSeq and is a predicted model, not a curated record.
AGCAAGAGCCGGCCCCGCAGCCGGAGCCGCAGUCCGGACCGCAGCCGGGCCAAGAGCCGGGGGCGGAGCAAGAGCCGGCCCCGCAGCCAGAGCCGCAGUCCAGAUCGGUGCCGGGCCAAGAGCCGGGGGCGAAGCAAGAGUCGGCCCCGCAACAGGUCUUCAUCCAGGUCCAGAUCGAGGUCCAGGUCCACAGGGCGGAGCAGAGGACGCAGCUACAGCAAAGCAGCGAGCCGCGGUCUCAGCAAGAGCCGGCACAGGAGUCGCAGUCGCAGCAUGAGCAGCAGCUCGAGCUCGAGCAGUGGAGACGAUGGCAGCGAGAAAUCCAGAAAAGGGUUCAAAGAGCUGGAGACGGCUCGCCGCAGGAAGGAGCUGGAGGAGAUGCUGAGUCUGCCAACCAAAUCCAUCCUGAAGAAACGCAUCGACUCGGAGGACUCGCCUUCGCUCAGGAGCUCAGACUCUCCCAGAGGUCUGGAAGCCUCCAACAUCUGUCGGGUAGCUGACCAGCUGCUGCUGGCUGUUAAAGGCAUGGAGCCCCACAGGGUCGCCUCCAUGCUGGCAGAGCUGCGCUCCGAUCCACGCAUGGCUCAACGCGCCGGUCUGGACGCCGAGAUCAAAGAGAUCCUCAACCUGCUGGGGGCUCAGGCGGCGGGGGUCGAGGCUCAGGAGAAGGCCGCGGACGACAUCGACGACGAGGAGAAGUUCCUGUACGGAGACUCGGAGGAGCCUAAACCUCCGCCGGCGUCCGAGCCGGUCCGACACCACGGGCUGGAUCUGUACGGAGACGUGACGGAGGAGGCGCUGUACGGAGACUACCCCCCGCAGAAACCCGUCACCACUCAGAUGUACGGCCUUCCACCGGAGGCCUCUUCUCACCUUCAGGUCCCUCCCACCAUCGGGGAGGUGGACGUGAGGUACGCAAGCCGGCCCGCCAUCAGCCCCGACCGGAACAUCACAGUCCAGGUGUCGAACCCUGCCUACCCACCGGGGAUGGAGCCACUGGAGGAGAGCGAGCGGCAGGCGCUUGAGGAGUACGAGAAGAUCCAGGACCUGCUGAAGACCAUCGGCCUGGACUUGGGUGUGGCCGACAUCAGCAAGAUGGCCGCCAGGACCAAAGAGAGGCUCCACGGGAACAAGCCUCCCCCGAAGACGCCCACACGCCGCAGACGUUACUCCUCCGGCAGUUCGGACGGCAGCCGUCGCAGCCAGGGCCGCAGGAGGCGGAGCCACAGCAGCAGCUCCAGCAGCAGCAGCAGUGGGAGUCGCAGCCGUGGGCGGGGGGGCAGCUGCAGCAGCGACGACAGCCACAGGAAGAGCUCGGCUGCGCCCACAACUCACAGAGACGUGAAAGAGCCGAAGGUCGAGCGGAGCGACGCAGCACCCACGCCGCCCCCGCAAAAGCUUCCCGACCCCAAAACUCUCCCCCCUCCUCACCCUGGGGCACCCAUACCCAACUACCCCCCCCCACAGGUCCACGGAAUGAUGCCCCCUAACUUUCCCCCGCCGCACUACGGCCAGUACGGGAACUAUCUUCCCUACAUGCACCAGCAGUGGCCGCCCAUGUACCCGCCCCCCAACAUGACACUGCCCCCCCAGACCCACCCCGACGAGUUCCCCCCCACUCUGCCCUAUAAACAGGCCUUGAACAGAGUGGCCACUGAGCCGGGGGCCAAAGCUUUGGUGAAGAGUUGUGUUCAGGACGCUGAGAAGGGAAAAGUCAGCAGCCACGACAGGAGAGUGUCUGAGGAGCAGAACAACGAGAGCCAGAAACAAAAGGUUCUGGAGGAGAGAGAGAAGCUGAAGCAGGAGAGAGAGACCAGGAUGAAGAAAAAAGAAUAUCUAAUGAAGGAGCUGGAGAGACUCAGGAAGCAACAAGGCGAGCUCCUGAGGAAGAAGCGGCGGGAGAAGGGGGGCCACAAAGACCCUCUGCUGCAGGAGAUCAGCCACUUGCAGGAGGAGGUCAUGACUCAGAUCUCCAACCUGCGCAAAGAGCACGAGGCUGCCGAGAAGAAACGCAGUGAGAUCGACAAGGUGGCGCUCAUCCUUGGUCUGAGCCCUUCCGACCGGCCCCGCGGGACCAGUAGGCCGGCCGAGGUCCAGGAGGCCGAACCGCCGCUGCCAGAGAAGAAACGGGAGGCAGAGAGAAGUCCUGAGCGACGGCAGGCAGCCAGCAACUCCAUGAUAAAGCAGACCUCAGUGGUGCCGCCGUCCUUGAGAGCGUCCCAGGACGAUCCGCCCGUCAGCGCCCCGGCUCCGCCUCCGACCCCGCCUACAGACCCGUUUGAAUACUAUGAUGCAGGAAACCACUGGUGCAAAACCUGUAACGUCACCUCUGGUUCCAUGUUUGAUUUUUUCACACACCUGCACAGCAAAUCACAUCGAAAGACUCUGGACCCGUAUGACCGGCCCUGGGCUUCCACUCCCACCAAAACCCCCAAGAACACGCCGUUAGAAGAGAAGCUGACAAAACCCGCCAAAGGUUCAGAGUUCUUGCUGCCUGUCAGAGGAUUCUUCUGCUUGCUGUGUAAAGAGUUUUAUGGAGAUGCCAUCUGUGCAGAAGAGCACGUCACCACACACACUCACAAUGAGAAAUACAAGAAACAAAUGUACGAGAAUCCCUUGUAUGAACAGAGGAGGAACCUGGACCGACAGGCAGGACUGGCCUCAGAGACAAGUGGAAAGAAACGGAAACAUGAGGACGACGAGAAAGGAAACAAAGACAAGGAGGAAAAGUCCAAACCCAAAAAGGAGAAAAGGGACAAGGAGAAAAAGAAGGAAGAGGAUGACACUGUUCAAAAGGAGGAGAAAUCUAAAGUUAAAAAGGAGGAGGAGAAGCUGAAGCUAAGCAAAAAAGAGGAGGAUUUUAAAGAUGCCAAAAGCCUGGAAGAAGAGCGGCCUUCCUAUAGCAAGAAAGAUGAGGAUGAAAAGUCUAAAUACACCAAGAAGGAUGAUAAAUACCGGGUCAGCAGAGAGGAAGAGGAGAGGGGUAAAUACAGCCGAAGAGACGAGGAUGACAAAUACAAAUAUAGUAGAGAAGAAGAAUAUCGGUACCGCUAUCGCAGAGAUGAAGACGACAAAUAUGGUGAUCGUCCCAAAUAUGGGCUGAGAGAAGACGAGGACAAGUAUAAAUAUGGUAAAUAUUCAGAUUUCAGGCCCAAAUAUGACCGAGAGAGAGAAGAAGGGAAACCUAAUGCUGAGAAGGAAGCUUUUAAAAAGCUUGAGCCGGGAAAACCAGCAGGAAAACCAGCCGGGAAACCAGAAGUCAACAAGCCAGAACCUCCGCCAAAGCCCUACGACCCGCCCAAAAUCUUCUCUGGACCCAGUCCAGCCAUGAGGGCAAAGCUCCGCAAGCAAAGCCUUGAAGCCGGCAAACCAGCACCGGUGACCCCGACCCCUUCAUUCGGAAAGUUCAUGUGGAAAAAGAGGGAGAACAUUCUGGCAAAGGAGGCAGAGAAAGUGGCCGCCGAGUUCAUCAAGGAAGACGAAGCGGCUGCGAAACAGAAUCCAGUCUUGGUGGAGGACUGUUUUGCAAGAUCCAUGGCUGUUGCUAAGGAGAUCGCCCAGAAGCUGGGGGACCAGCCAAGCCAGGUUCCUCCCUGGGUAUCCAACAGCGCCAACCGGGGAAGGAUCCGACCCAACCUCCCUGCACCCGCUGCAGUCCUGAGGAAAACAGCCAUGAUGGGUAAACCUGCACCUCUGAACACCUUCCUCUCUAUCAGACCCCAAAACACUAGUUUACAAGGGUAUCCAAAAGAUGAACCACCAGUUGGUAGACCUGGGCCAUUCGAAGUUAUGACUGCACCGGGGGUUGCUAGACAAGAGCCAUUUGAGGUUAAUUCUGCGCCACCAGUUUCUAAACCAGCAGUGUUUGAGGUUAAUUCUGCGCCACCAGUUUCUAAACCAGCAGUGUUUGAGGGAAAGCCUGCGCCACCAGUUUCUAAACCAGUAUCGUUUGAGGUUAAUUCUGUGCCACCAGUUUCUAAACCAGCAUCGUUUGAGGUUAAUUCUGCACCACCAGUUUCUAAAGCUGCGCCAUUUGAGGUAAAACCUGAAACUACCCCUGCUCCAUCUGUGGUUAAACCUGCACAACCAACAAUGAUAAAGAUAGUAUCUGAUGUCGCAGCUCCCGGCGUCCCAGAAAGUGAGCAAACUCGUACUGUAUUUGUCAAGCCGCCUCCUUUCAUGACUAAGAGCAACGGAGCUCAGAAGUCUGAGAAACUGAAGAGUAACCUGGCUGCAGCCAAAGCCCAGGACUUAUUUGACAUCUUCUACAGCAGCGCUGGCCAAUCAGGCUCCUCCUCCAUCAUCAAACCAGCAACAGACACUGGAAGUGACAGGAGUAGCACCAAUAAAAGUCAACUUCCUACCCCCCAAGCACAAAAACAGCAACCUCAGCCUCUUACCCAGUCCCAACCUCCAACUGUGGUCUGUUUGUCUCCCCAAACAGACUCAAACAGUUCCCCAAGUCCCCAAAACCAGCCAGAAUCAGACAUUCAGAUUGCAUCCGUUUGGUCUUUGCAGUCUACCCCAAAUCCAACACCUGAGGUGGCUCCAUCCAAAACUGCACAAACAUCACAACCAAAACCAAAUCCACCAGUCCAGUCUGAGGCUCAGAGUCUACCCCAAAACCAAUCCUCAGCUCCUAAAUCUGAGUCCCAACUCACCCCACCAACUGAGCCUGCUGAGCCGCAACCAAAACCUCAAACUCUGUCCCAGCCCAAACUGACUCCUCAAAUCCAAACAGAGCCACAAUCUCAAUCCCAACCAGACCAGGACACCCAGCCCCCAUCCCAUCCAGGGACCCAUCCUGAUGCAGCUCUAGAACCUGAACCCAAACCAAGCCCCAAAGCUAGAGGCAAGGCAGCAAAGAGAGCCCCCUCUGCCCCCCGCCCUGUCCGACAAACUAGAUAUCAGACCCGGCGGCAGCAGCAGACCCAGUCCGAGCCAGAGCCUGAGCCGGCUUCAGAAGAUUCUGACUCUGCAGCUUCAGACCUAAAAGGGCUGGACACAUCAGAUCCCGGCUCUGGGUUGCAUCCGGAGGAGGGGGCACCCAGCGAGGGGGACCCUCAGAUGAUGGAGAACCUGGGCCUCCCCUCCGACAUGACCUCUCUGGACUUUGACUACAAUUUUAACUUUGAGUAGUUGUUGACCGGACUGUGUGACGAGAAUCUGGGCAGGGGGUUCUUUAAAACCUCUCAUACGUCCAGUUUGAUCAGAAGAUCGUCAGUCACAGUCUUUGAUCAAUAAAUUACUGGACUUGAAGGCAGCUGUAAGUGGCGAGAAAGACACUCGCGCUGAUGGACUUAAGACUGACCUUCAUCUGUUUAAAGGACCAGUUUAACGUGAAACCAUCUUGUUCUCCUUCUCCAGAGUCUGAUGUUUCAGAUAUGGGCUUCAUUCCUGUGUAUCCAGUGCAGAGUUACUGUUACUGAUCACAAAAAUCCUCUAAAAACCAACAAUGACUUUGAGUAUUUAGUAAAAGGGUUAUACCUUUGUGUCAUAGUCCUCCAUUGUUAACCAGAUGCUACUUGUCAGUAGGAUACAUUCAGUGUUUGAGUCUGCACAUGGGAUCUGAUGUUAAACAGCCACAUCUUUUUCUAGUCUUUGGACGACAACGGGGCUCUGUGGUGCAGAGUUAUAAGCUACUUCAUGUGUGGCCAUAAGAUCUGGGUCUGGUUUUCAUGGUUUAGGAGAGGCCCCUUAGUUCAGUGGCUCCCAAUCUGGGGUCCCACAAGGGGUUACAAGUUUAUUUUAAGAGGUUGUAAUGGUGUGUUCCCACCAAACGCAACGCAAAUUGUCGCCUUGUGUUACUCGCGGGAUCGUUUGUAUUUACACACACGAGUAAAUAUUCUCCCUUUAAUUCGUCUUACUGCGGCCAGCAGACAGGUUGGGAAGAGAGAGUGAAGAUAAAUGUAAUCCCCACAGUUUGAGUCAUAAACAGUGUAAACAGAUCAGAUCAGGAUCUGGUGGGACUCUGGCUGUUUAUGGGCUCUCUCCUGCAGAGCUCCCCGUGCUCCAGCAGCUGUCUGUGGGCAGCAGCAGCUCCGUCUCUAAGUUAAUAUUCUUCACUUGAAUGGGGCAAAUGUUGCGUGUGCUCCCCAUUCGUGUCUGUGCAUUGACUCUGUUUUUGUAAUCUACUCUAUUAAUUUGAUUUGCGUUUGGUGGGAACACACCAUAAAGCAAUUAACAAAACUUUAUUUUCUUAUUUCAGACGAUCCUCUAAUGAAUAACUGGAUAAUAUUUCCUCUUCUUGCCUCUAAAAUGAGUAAAAUAAUCAGCGUCUGCUAGCAGCCCACUGACAUACAGAAUCACUGCCUCAUUUUAAGGAGGUAAAAAAAGGUUGAAAAUCUUCUGCUGUCCACAUACUUUUGGUCACGUAGCGUAUCUCAGACUCUACAGACAAUACUUGUUAGCGGGAUGAAUCCAUCGUUGUGAUAUCCACCUUCUCAUUGGACUGUGUGGAAGACGGCAGUAGAGAGUUCCUAAAAUGUCAAACUGUUCCUUUAAAGACGUUCUUCUUUUCUACUGGAGUUCAGACUCACAGGUCAGUCAGUGUUUCCUCUCUGAUGGAUGACGAGGUGUUUUUCACUCUACAGCUGGUGAAAUCAAAGCGGCAGCACGCACCAAAAUCAGCUCUGUUUCGUUUGAAAGCUGCAGUUCACUCGUUCACUGAAGGUCCAGGAGCUGAUUGUGUGAAAGAGCGUCAGGUUUUUGUCCUGCAUUGUGUUUGAAACACUGAUCCGUGGUCAGUGUCACUGUGUGUCAAUAGAAACAAACUGUCUUGUAAAGUGAGUCUUAAUAAAGGUUAGUGAGGAAACAAACAGCUCCUGUGUGCUGUGAUAC